Messenger RNA from Cynoglossus semilaevis (tongue sole), 2368 nucleotides. It is a transcript of the gene marchf9, whose product is annotated as membrane-associated ring finger (C3HC4) 9. The coding region runs from base 491 to 1534 and encodes 347 amino acids. The transcript has 4 exons. Gene Ontology annotation, biological process: protein ubiquitination. The record is from RefSeq and is a predicted model, not a curated record. Lineage: Eukaryota; Metazoa; Chordata; Actinopteri; Pleuronectiformes; Cynoglossidae. Gene Ontology annotation, molecular function: ubiquitin-protein transferase activity; zinc ion binding.
AGCCGCGGCUGUCUUCUCCUCCUCUCCUGCUGCAAGCCCCCCCACCCCAGUGUAUGGUUUUUAUACAGGGAAUGUGUCUUUAAGAGCGGCAACCGAAGCAAAUGGCCGGUGGAAAUCACAAACAGUGAUCCGAGUUGUAAUGUAAUCUGAGGGCGAGACGUGAUGGAAGACGCAUCCACGGAGGCAGCCUUUAGCUGAGUAGUUUGAGUAAUGAAUAUUGAAGGAAUGUGUCGGCCACAGGCGAAAGGGAAAAUCUUUCAUCCGCAUUGGCUUUAAAACGCACACACACACACACACACACACAUGCCAUCAGAGGAAACAGAGCCUUUCAUUCCCGGGAUUCACCUUUAAUAGGACAGCGACGGUUGAAUUUACUACAAUGAGGAAGAGAGUCGUCGGUCCAUGAACAAUAAUAACAAUAAUAAUAAUAAUAAUAAUAAUAAUAACAACAACAACAGAGUCAGUCUGGCCGAUUCCUAUGUAGCCAAACAUGUUCAAGUAUCGGAUCCGCAUGUUUUUUAAUGAACUGAAAGUCCUGGUGUUUAUGCGAUCCGAUUCGAGACAGUCCGGCUCAGACACAGAGAGACGCUCCACAGCCAACACCACCACCACCACCGCCACCACCAUGCGAGGUCUGGGGAUGGGCGGCUGCGGCUGGCCGCCCUUCGUCGACUGCCGUUCGCGGGACGAUGAGGAGGAAUACUACGGCAGCGACCCGCGGCCCCGCAGCCUGGCCUUUGAGGACAAGGAGCCCAAGCUGCAAGUGGGCCUGGACGCCGUGUCUCUGGCCAGCACCGCCAGCAGCCUGCGGACCCCCCAGUGCCGGAUCUGUUUCCAAGGCCCAGAGCAGGGGGAGCUACUGAGCCCCUGUCGCUGUGAUGGCUCGGUGCGUUGCACCCAUCAGCCCUGCCUUAUCCGCUGGAUCAGUGAGAGAGGCUCCUGGAGCUGUGAGCUCUGCUACUUCAAGUACCAGGUCCUGGCAAUCAGUACCAAGAACCCGCUGCAGUGGCAGGCCAUCUCUCUGACAGUGAUUGAGAAGGUCCAGAUAGCAGCCAUCAUUCUGGGCUCCCUGUUCCUCAUCGCCAGCAUCUCCUGGCUGAUCUGGUCGUCCCUCAGCCCUUCAGCCAAGUGGCAGCGUCAGGAUUUGCUCUUCCAAAUCUGCUACGGCAUGUAUGGCUUCAUGGAUAUCGUCUGUAUAGGCCUCAUUAUCCAUGAGGGAUCAUCUGUUUAUCGAAUUUUUAAACGAUGGCAGGCUGUGAACCAACAGUGGAAAGUACUGAACUAUGAGAAGUCCAAGGAUCUGGGCGACCCGUUGAGUUCCAAUAAGACUGGCUCUCGUGGCUCUCGCAGUAACACUCACGGACUGGCCAGCAGCAGCAGCAGCAGUGUGCGACAGAGCAGGAGGCUAAGGACUAUCCUGAACCACCACUGUGGCUACACCAUCCUGCACAUUCUGAGUCAGCUGAGGCCCAACGACCCGCGGAUCAGCGCCGCCGCCAACAGAGAGGUGGUGAUGAGGGUCACCACUGUAUGAGUGGGGUUAAACGUGUGCAGUGACACGGACCUCGUCGUCAGAUUCACUCAUAGAAGAGUGGACAGACAGCAUGGACGUCAUUUUGACUAAAACAGACUCAUGGAGGCUACAGGAGCCUGAGGAGGAGCUGAGCGAUGCCUGGAGCAUCAACAGACACUCUACUCUGGAGGAUUUCUCCUCCUGUUUCCUACAACAACAAAAAAAGCCAGAUGCUCUCUUUCAAUAAAUAAGAAAAAAAAGGAUAAAAAUGUGGACAAAACACAUUAAAGACAUCCAAUGUAAACACUGAGGACUAAAAAGUGUAAUCAUGCUUUAUAAUCUUAUUUAAACUGAUGAAAUGUUGUUGUUUUUUUUCCCAAUUCAGGGAGCACAGAGACAUUUUUCUUUGUGUUUUUGAUUAUCUUGGUUUUUAUUUCAACCGACUGUUUUAUCUCUCUCUUUUUUUACUCAUUUUGAUUUGGUCAGAAUGUUAAAUUUUUGAGGAAAACAUUCAAAUUCAUCACAUGGUACAAAUUUUCAGACAGCUAUGUAAAAUGAUCAGAAAUUUCUAUAAGCGAAACCAUGCUGACAAAUAGACCGUAAACUGAAACUGAAAACGCCCUUUGCAAUGCAAAGAUGGCGGCAAAAUAAUAAGUCAUAGUUUAAAGAACAAGAGGAAGUCACUACGAUUUCAGUGACACUUAACCUUUCUGCAAUAACGAUAUGUAUGUACAUUUCACAGGGAAUUUUGCAUGGGUAUAUAAUUUUAUUCUUCAUCUCAUGACAUAAGCACAUGACAAAUUUGCUCUAUUUCAAACGGUGCUUGCCAAAAUAAACACUUUGAAAACAUCCAAA